AUGCCAACUCCGAGCGGCUUAGAUGGCAAGCUGGUGAGCGUGAAUUUGCACAGCAGCCCAGUGAAAGUCACGGAAGUUGAGCUGCCCGAUCGCCUGGAGCACUUAGUGGCGGAGCACUUCAAGCGCCUGCAGCAGGAGCUCCAGCAGGACUACGGGGAUCUCCGUCUGCGCCUGGAGGCCGUGGAGAGGCACCUUGAGCCGGAGACUUCGCGGCAGGCCAGCGCCGCUUCGCUCGAGAGCUCCCGGAAUGCGAACAAUGCAAACAUGCAGAACAACGAGGACCCGAGCCCCUCGAAUCCGUCAACUGUCGAGGUCAAGGCGGAGGUUGACGAGAAGGUGGAGAAGGUGGAGAAGGUGGAGAAGGAGGUUGAGGAGAUCACGGAGGUCUGCUUCGAGGAGAGCAUCUGGACUGUGCCCAUGAUGCUGGGCCUCAGAGAGCCCAGCUUUGGCUGGUUCGACUCCAUCUUUGCAGCCACCCUGGUGUUGCUGAACCUGGCCAUGCAAGCCUCCUUCUCGGCCAUUCUGCUGACCCGCGCCUUCAUGGGUGACGACUUCGAAACCAAGAUUCGGGGUGCGGAGGUGUGGCGCACCAGUGUGGCCCACGACUUCAAGCACCUGGACUUGGCAGACACCAGCUUGGUGUCGCGAGUUUGCCUAGGCGAUGAAGCCUUGAUCCUCUCCACGACUCAGGCGACCUUGAUUGAUCACAUCAAUAGCUUUCUAGGCAUGGACAAGGAGGACUUCCAGCAGUCAGCCUUCCAACCGGGCAUUCUGCUGUGCAUGCUUUGCAUCGUCUUGUGGACGCUGUGCGUGUACAAGGAGUUUCGGUUGAUAUGGGUCCAGAUGGAGAUCACCUUGUCCAUUCCGAUGUCGCGCAGGACCUCGUAUUACAGAAACAGAUUUCGCAGCUUGUCUCGGGCGCGGCGGGCACUUCUCCUUGUCAUGUACCUUGCACGGGCCAGCAUUGCCGGCAUCUUGCUGGUAGCCGGUAUCCUAUGGCUAGCUCGCACCACAUCCAUCCAAGAGCUGAUGCUGAAUGCCGUCGCUCUGAACUCCAUCCUGGACGUUGAUGAGUUCCUUUUCAUUGGCAUGACACCCGCCAAGAUGCAGGAGGCUAUGCGGAAGCUGAGGCCGAUGCGGGUGGACUAUAGCCAUGUCCGGAGCCAACGGGAGUCAGUGUUUCAUUUCGUUACUCUCAUGUCGGUAGUGUGUAUAUCCUACCUUCUGCUUCUAGUGCCUCUGCAGCAAGCGAUGCUGACAGUGAAGAGGGAGAUGUGCUACGGCAACCAGACCUUCGUGGUCUCGCACAAUACGGAUACGCAAAGGACCAUUGGUCUGGUUACCGUGGAAUCCAGGGAUCUGGGCAAUGACUCCAUCAGUGAAGUCGCGGUGCAAGCACACAAGGGGACGUCGCCUGAUACGACGCCGGGCUCUUUCUCCACCUACAUCGCCUUCGCACCCGACAUCGAUGCGUUUCAGGAGCGGAGGUCGCGCACGAUGAGGGAGGAGGCUACCACGUAUCCCUUCUGCGUGGAAGCCCGUCUGCUGAACAGCAGCGGCGACAUGUAUGGAGAUCCCUCGAUGCAGCCCCUGGCUACUCAGCUGAUAAACACUGCGGCAGCCACUGUCGGGCUGCAGGGAGCAUCCUCCUGCCAGGAGAUGAAGGGAAGCUGCCAUCGGCUCAAUGCGCGCUUGUUGCGCCUGGUGUGUGGAGAGACCUGUGGAUGCACGGACCCCAGCAGCGCGCCUUGGUACAAGACGGAAACGCAGGGAUGCGCUUCGACGUGCCUCCGAAUUGCACGAAGGAGUCUGGCCAGGGGCAGCUGUCAAGAUGUGGAACGCACCCACGAGGGAUGGCAAAGCUUUUGGUCCAUGUACCCUGUUGUUGCCACAGCCUACUUCUCAGAUGCGAAAGGCAGCCAACUGCAAGCAGUCGCGGAACAGACAGCGAACAGAAUGAUCCAGGGGGGUUGUCAGGCACUCGCAGAGUUUCCGGUGGAUUCCGUGAUGGAUACUGAGUGGUGCGAGGGGCUGCCAGAGUUGUUUCGGCCGCUGGCACACCUGUGUCCUCAGAGUUGUGGGUGCAACUUGUCUUCGGGGUCUCUUCCAAGCUAUUGCCCAGCAAGCUGCAACUUUUCCUCUCGUUAG
Molecule: messenger RNA, 2148 nt
Organism: Symbiodinium natans
Lineage: Eukaryota; Dinophyceae; Suessiales; Symbiodiniaceae
Source: the annotation of a GenBank genome assembly